AUGGGAGGUGGCAGGAACUACCCGUCCCAGGGGAACAACAGUUCACUUUUUCGUCGUGCAACAUCGGUUUCAUCCUCGGCAAUCAAAUCGGACCAGGAAAGCGAGUUAAGUUAUACAAGUAGCAAAAAUGAUUCAUCGUCCAACCUCCAGAGAUCCUAUGAGAAUGGGUCUCAGGAGAGUCUUUCUUUAAUAUCCAAGAGUCUAACGGCAACAUCCGUUCAUUCCACAGUCACAUCAAACAUCAGUUUUGAUAGUAAAUGGCUUCCUGAAUCGGAAGUUGUGCAGCCAGAGAGAUACAGAUUGCAACUUCAGCUAACGCGGGAGGAAAUUGACUUGCUAAGAUGGUCUUGGAGACUUGUCACUGUGGAUGAUGAUUCAACAUCGUUGGGCGGUAACACAUUCAAUGCAGCCGAUUUCUCGUCCUAUCUUUUCUGCAUUCAAUUCUACAACAAUUUCAUUUCGAUGGAUGAGAAGGUUGUUGAAAUGAUUCCUUCUAUAAGGCAUCAGGCAUCUUCCUUUGCAGAUGUAUUAAAUCAGGCUAUAGGGACUUUAGAGGACUUGAGCAAAAUGCAGGAACUUUUGACUAACCUUGGAAAGUUACACGCAAGAAUCUUAGGUAUAGAACGCUCUUACUUUAAAACAAUGGGUGAAGCGUUAAUAAAGACAUUCAGAGAUUGGUUCGGAAACAAUGAAACAUUCUUUCCCCUCAUACUUGAGGAAGCCUGGAUUAAACUUUACUGCUUUUUGGCAAAUUCCAUCAUUCAAGGUGGUAUAGAUCCAUUUAUUUCGUACAAUACCAAUGAUGCAUCAAUAGAUUCAUUUUCAACUCAGCAGGCCGAUGAUGUUGCCUCCAUUGCUUCCUCAAUACAGAGCAAGCCAUUUUUACAUACUAAUAUGAGCAAGAUAUAUCUAAAGCCGCGCAGAAAGCCAGUCCCACAGAAAAAAGAACUUCCAGCAACUCCAGAAAAUGCUAUAUCUCCUCCUGAGGCUUCUCCAAAGAAGGGACGGAGGCGUGGUUUACACAGUAAAAAGGACGAUGGCGAUUGCGUCAUCAUGUGA
Molecule: messenger RNA, 1059 nt
Organism: Brettanomyces bruxellensis
Lineage: Eukaryota; Fungi; Ascomycota; Pichiomycetes; Pichiales; Pichiaceae
Exons: 1
Coding region: 1-1059 (352 amino acids)
Biological process (GO): nitric oxide catabolic process; cellular response to nitrosative stress
Cellular component (GO): intracellular anatomical structure
Molecular function (GO): nitric oxide dioxygenase [NAD(P)H] activity; heme binding; oxygen binding
Source: RefSeq, a predicted model, not a curated record